Messenger RNA from Pelodiscus sinensis (Chinese soft-shelled turtle), 7053 nucleotides. NCBI's taxonomy places the organism in Eukaryota, Metazoa, Chordata, Testudines, Trionychidae. The record is from RefSeq and is a predicted model, not a curated record.
GAACUGGAAGCUGCUCUUCAUAGGGAUGAUGUGGAGUUUAUCAGUGACCUGAUUGCCUGCCUUCUUCAGGGUUGCUAUCAGCGUAGGGAUAUCACGUCGCAGACAUUUCACAGCUACCUUGAGGACAUUAUCAACUACCGCUGGGAACUGGAGGAAGGGAAACCCAAUCCCUUACGGGAAUCCACUUUCCAAGAGCUACCACUGCGCACCCGUGUGGAAAUCUUGCACCGCCUCUGUGAUUACCGGCUUGAUGCAGAUGAUGUCUUCGACCUCCUCAAGGGCUUGGAUGCAGACAGCCUCCGUGUAGAACCGCUGGGUGAGGAUAGCAAUGGCGCCCUCUAUUGGUAUUUCUAUGGCACACGUAUGUACAAAGAAGAGCCAAUGCCCGGGAAAUCAAAUGGAGAGCUGGCUUCAGACAGGGGAAGUGGUGCCCAGACAAAUACCCCAAAUGUUCCUGGGAAAACAGGCAAGAGACGAGGGCGACCCCCAAAACGGAAAAAACUGCUGGAGGAGAAUCUGCUGAGGGAAAAGGCUGAAGAGAACUCGCUCGUGCAUGAGACACAGAUGAAAAAUGGGUCCCAGGGGCCAGGCCGUGGGACAUGGUGGCUGCUGUGUCAGACAGAAGAGGAGUGGAGGCAGGUCACAGAGAGCUUCAGAGAGAGAACCUCCCUAAGAGAACGGCAGCUCUACAAACUCCUGAGUGAAGACUUCCUGCCUGAGAUUUGCAACAUGAUUGCCCAGAAGGAGAAGCGGUUGCAGCGCACGGAAUUUUCGCCCAGGUGGAUCCUCGGUGCCAUAUGUGUGCCUGGCACUUCACAGACUAAUAAGAGGCUGUGGUACCUGCUCUGUGGAAUUUACAGUCUGACUGGCUCGUACACUCACAUAAUUACAACAUGCCAGAGAUCAAGAGGGAAGGAACUGGAAGAGAGGAUAAGAACUGUACACAAUGGAAGGGGAAUGCAGCUCAUAGCUUCUUUGGCAGAGAGAUUGUGUGUAUUUGUGUUUCCCUCACUUGCUGUGCUUGCAUUUUUAAGUCUCCUUCAAAGUCAGUCUGUGGCUGAUUGGAUAUGUAUCAGCCAGUGCCACCUUGUUGUCUGUGACUCUUACAAUUUCAUACAUGGCCUUUUGUCCCAGGCAACCCCAAGUGUACUCAGCAGGAUGGAGAAGCAAAGGCGCAGAGAGGAAGAGGAAGAGCGCCAAAUCCUCCUGGCAGUGCAGAAGAAGGAGCAGGAACAGCUGCUAAAGGAGGAGAGGAAGAGGGAGAUGGAGGAGAAGGUCAAAGCAGUAGAAGAACGAGCCAGGAGGCGGAAACUCCGGGAAGAACGGGCUUGGCUUCUGGCCCAGGGGAAGGAGCUUCCCCCAGAACUUUCCCAUUUGGAUCCCAGUUCUCCUACCAGAGAGGAAAGGAAAACCAAGGAUCUCUAUGAACUGGAUGAUGAGUUCACCGCCAUGUACAAAGUUCUAGAUGUGGUAAAGGCUCACAAGGACUCUUGGCCCUUCUUGGAACCGGUUGAUGAAUCAUAUGCCCCAAACUACUAUCAGAUCAUUAAGGCCCCCAUGGACAUCUCUAGCAUGGAGAAGAAGCUGAAUGGAGGUCAGUACUGCACCAAGGAGGAGUUUGUGGGUGACAUGAAGACCAUGUUCAGGAACUGCCUAAAAUACAAUGGUGAAGGCAGUGAAUACACCAAGAUGGCAUACAACUUGGAGAGAUGCUUCCACCGGGCAAUGAUGAAGCACUUUCCUGGUGAAGACGGGGAUACAGACGAGGAGUUCUGGAUCAGAGUGGAUGGGAAACGGGAGAAGAGGAGCCGUCGGAGUGGGCGCUCUAGCACGGGCAAUGUUUGGACCCGGUCCAGAGACUCAGAGGGACCAAGCAGGAGACAGCAACACUUGGAGAAUGGAGGGAAACCGCCACCAUUCCGGGCUACUCCCCGGGCUCCUGCUUCCUCCUCGUCUUCCUCCUCUGCAGAAGAUCCAAGUGGCAGCACAGUGCAGCCUCCUCGGGAGUCAGUCACUUCUAAUGGCCAGGGCUUCCCUCGCCCAUUGCAUUAUGGUGGAAUGCCCAGCCAGGUGCCACACCCUGGCCAGAUGCGGCCUGCAGUGCCAGGAACAUUUGGCCCUCUGCGGGGAUCAGAUCCAGCUAAAUUGUAUGGAUCACCACGAGUACCAGAACCCCACCCUGGAGACCCUGUUCAGCAGCACCAGCACUUUGCCAUGCAGUCUACACUUGGAUUAAAUGACCCCCGAGGACACAGAUUGGCUGCACCGGAGAAGCAGGUGUGUGCAGGGCCGACACAUGUCUCUGCACUAGGACCACGGCCUGGAUCCUUGCAGCUUGGGCGGAUGAGUGGCCCUUCCCCAGAUGCUAGUAUGUACCCACCAGUACAGUUCCAGCAAGGAUUCAUUCCUCCGCGGCACAAUGGACCUCCUGUGAGACCCCCUGAGAGCUCAGAGGUCCCCCCGGGCCAUAUGUACAGACCAUAUAAAUAUCUAAAUCGAGCGCAUCCUGCUGCAUGGAAUGGUAGCCACAGUGCAACGAACCAGACCUCCUUGGGUCCAGACGAGAAGCCCCCCCUGAACACAGGACCUUCUUUGCAGUCUCGGGCUCUUAGUCACAUGAUGGACCCUCGAGCAGUAAGACCACCUCUGCCUCCCAGCCAGUGGACUGAGCAAUCAAAUUUCCUACCUCAUGGGGUCCCUGCCUCAGGAUAUAUCAGACCACCUGGCAAAGCCACCGGUCAGAGAAUGCAGCAGCCUCCAGCCACUGUGUUUGGGGGACCCCCUCAAGUCCAGAGAGGAUGCCAGGGUGGGGAUUCCAUGAUGGACAGUCCAGAGAUGAUUGCCAUCCAGCAGCUGUCCUCUCGCGUGUGCCCACCGGGUGUGCCUUACCACCCCCGUCAGCCACCUCCCCCGCAUCUGCCUGGCCCCUUCCCACAGCUGGCCCAUGUGGCAUCAGCAAACGUGCAGCCCCCGAAACCGGUCUUGGGGAAUGGCAACUCUCAGGACGCCAGUCAGACAGUGGAGCCAGAAAGCAACCGAGUGGAGCCCCCUCCUGGAGUAGAAGAGAAGGCCCAGUGCAUCAGUAUUCCAGAAGGGACGUACCCCAAACUACUACCUCACUCCAACCCUUCCCUGCAGAUGGAAUGCACCAGGCGGAGCUUGGCACCGGAGGGAGAGGGGGAAGACUCUGGAGCUAAGAAUGACCCCAAGGCAAUGCAGAGCAAGAAUGCCUGGCCGGCACAGAGCGCCUACACUGGCCCAGCGGGCCAGGCAUGCAUGAGGGACCUUGUGACCGCACCUGAGAGAGGGCCUGGGCCUGAAAAUGGAGCUGUAGGUGAAGGGCCCUCCAGUGGCAAUGAGGGGAAAGGACUGGCUGUUAACAUCUUGGAGAAGCCCCUCUGUCCCGGGGGGAAGACUUUGUCGGAGGUGGCUGUGCCUUGUAUGGCACAGAACACCGGUACUCCUGGUGUGGAUGGAAGCGCAGUGGGCGGGGCUCCGAGCCAGUUUCACCCUCUCUACAUGCCUGGUUUGGAGUAUCCGAAUUCAGCCACACGUUACCAUAUCAAUCCAGGACUGCAGGGGUUCGGCCCUAUGAUGGGAGGGAAGCCUCCCUCCGUGUCCCAUCCACAGCAUUUCCCCCCUCGGGGUUUUCAGCACAGUGACACUCAUCCUGGUGUCUUUCCUCGGUAUCGCCCCCCUCAGGGGGUGCCAUACCCCUAUCAGCCACAGCCUCCACCUACCUACCACCAUUACCAGCGGCCUCCAUACUACACCUGUCCACAAGGCUACUCCGACUGGCAAAGGCCUCUUCAUCCCCAGGCCAACCCUGGUGGGCAUCCGCCUGCUCACCCACCUCUAGCCAGGCCUUCUUUCUCAGACAGAGGGAAUAUGGGUAGCCUGCAGGGCUGUGAGGCAUUCAGCACUGCCCUGGCGUCCCCAAACCGAAUGGACGUGGCAAGCGCCAAAGAGGUUCCUCCAGGCGAUGGGCAGGAUCCAGGGCCUGAAGAUGAGAAGUCAGAUGAAUCCCAAGAGAGGCCAGAGAGUCCCAAAGAGUUUCUUGAUUUGGACAACCAUAAUGCAGCCACCAAGAGGCAGAGCUCAGUGGCGGCAGAGGAGUUCCUCUAUGGGGCUCUCCCCCCACCUCUGAGUUCUGGAAUCGGAUUUGGUCCAUCCGCUUUCCCUCCCCAUGGGGUGAUGCUGCAGACGGGAUCUCCUUAUGCAUCUCGGCAUCCGGCCAGUCAUUUCCAGCCCAGGACCUAUGGAUCACCAGUGAACCCUCACCUAUCUCGUCAUCCAGCCACCAGCCAAGCCAAUGGCCUCACUCAGGAGGGACCACUGUACCGCUGCCGGGAAGAGAACAUGGGUCACUUUCAGGCCUUGCUGAUGGAGCAGAGAGGCAGCGGAGGUGGCAUGGGGGGGCCCCAGGACAUGUACAGACCUCCAGGAAUGCAAAUACACCAGCCCCAUGCACCCUUCCCGAAGGUGCCUCCAGCAACCACGUCCCGGGAGGAGCUGCCACCACAAAAACCAUCAGCAUUGCCUCUGGAUCAAAGCUAGCCCAAGGAAGGAAGCACCCCAAGGAGAGGAAAGCCACAUGUGAUUUGGACACAGGGGAAAGAGGAUAUAGGCCUCCUGCCUUCCUUCUCUCCCCAGCGGCAUGUAGCUUCCAGGGUCCGGUGAAACACAGUGCCUUGAUGGCUCUUUGUGUGUGUUUAAACUUGGGAUAGUCCUGGGUCCCUGGCUACCCCCGUAUGGCUGAUCUCAACAGCACAGAGGAAGCAUCUCAAACUCUAGUGGCUUGUCAUGACUGGAGACUGUGUCUCAUUCAGGGUUUGGGUCAGGAUGAGGAGAUCGAAGCUGUCAUGAACUGCAAAACUCAGGUAUAUUUUUCAGGGUGGAAGAGGGACGACGAUGGACUUGACUUGUAGUAUUAACGUGUGUUGUUUGGAGCUGGAUCCAGUUUACAGAAUUUACAUGUUGCCUUUUUAAAUAAAUUUCUGUUGUUGGUGAAUGUAUUGUACAUAAUGGGGGAGGGAUGGGACCCAGCUGGUAGUAGGCGUAGCACUGGGGUGAUCUUUAACUGUUUACAAUCAUGUCACACACAGAUCUUGGCAAAGGGGGAGAUGAUGGGAAGGAACUUUGCAACUUUCAGACCAUCCCUCCCCCACACCUUCCUUCCAGAGUUAAGACACUACUCCCCUGUAACUGAUCACAGGGACUGCUCAGGAGCAAAACAUAACACUGUCCUCUUCCAUGCAGUAGCUGAGUGCCCUUCCAGCUCCUGCCAUCAUGGGGAACAAGGAAACCAGGACCAGGAACUGAAAGUCUCUCAUAGCAUUGUCCUCUAAACAUUUCUGGAAUGCACCACCUGUGUACCAGCAAGUGGCUCAUUACUCAUUUUUACUUUUGUCCUCUUUAGGCAAAAUCAGUGCAGUUUUGGAGGAGGAAACAUGGAGUGGUAUCACGGAGUUGUCUUUGUUGAAGCAACUAAUUGUGCUACCAUAUACUGGCCCUUAGAAAGGAGAGAGGAAUAGAGAUAUUCCUGGUUUUCUCUGUGUAACUUGGCUGUGGUCAUCUUUGAUGAAAGCAAAGCAGAAAUAGCACCCCUCUUAAAAUCUGGGAACUGCAGCUUGCAGGUGAAAUAGGAAAUGGAACUGCUUUAGAGAGGGUCUGUCUGGUGCAAUGCGAACAAAUUGUCAUCCUGUGACAUAAGCUUUUGAUGUUUGUAAAUGUAAUAGAUAAAUGUGAAUCAGAAAUUAUUCCUUCUAGCUAGAGUGGUUAAGGGACACAGUGGAGGUUGGGGAGUGGGGUAAGAAUGCCUUGCAUUAAUGCACUAGACUUUCCUGCUAGAACUUAAGUUUAAAUCGAGCUUUGAUUAUAAAUUAACCGGUGGGGGUCUUAUCCUUUGCCUGUUAGAAGCCGAUAUUUGUCCCACAUUGUAAAGCCACCAUGCAGGCAUAAUUGUGAAGCUUGGAAUCUUGGAGAGAGGACUAGAUAGGGUGAAAAGGGAAGUUGGUUCUACAUUGUGCAGGGGUCUGAUGAUGGCAGAAAACGUGCUACUGGAUAGGACUGCGGUGCAUUAGCAGAGUUGCAUGAAGCACCCUUGCUCAGGUGUUUACUGUGACUUGACUUCUUUUACCCACAGCUUUUGUGAGUUUCAGAAAAAUAGCUGGAUUAAAAACAAAAGUUCUCAUGCUGUCUGGAUGAGGGAAGGCUAAUGUGUUAGUGUUUGCCACAUUUCCUAGUAACUCUAACUGGUCAGCUACUAUGAUACCAGUUACUGCUAGUGGCGUUUUGUUGGGUUCUAAGCAUUUUCCUCACUCUGGACCCACAGACUUACCAGGAAUAUGAGCACCAGUGGGCUGUGCUAUCCCAACAGACACACUUGCAGUGGUAUUCACACUAUAAGCAAAUAGCAUUUAUUGGCAAGUGAAUUUCUAACGUGCCGUUCCUCUUAUUCUAUAGUCAAUCUGUGAAUUGUCUGCCCUCUGCUUAUAGCAGUGCCUUGAUUAUUUGGCUUGUGCCCAAACCCAGGCUCAUACAACUAAGAGGAAAAUUGCAGAGCAAUAUAAAUUACUUGAAUAUCUAAUGACAUAGAAAAAUUACUAAUUACAUUAGUAAAGUGUCAGUUUUAAUUAAUUUUUAUUCCAUUCAGCAGACUGGGAACAGCUCUUCUUGGCAGUGUGGUGUAGGCUAGAACAGGGGUUCUCAACCUUUUUUAUCUCUGAGCCCUCUCACUCCCCAACAUGCUAUCAAAACAUCGCUCCUACACAGCACCAGGGCUCAGGGUGUCAGGCUCCUGCCCCAGGGGACACUGUGGCUUGAGACUUUAACCCUGUGGGUGGGGGAGGCAGAGCUUCUGCUCUGCAUGCAGGUGAGGGAAGGGGAGGCUCGUGACUCUCUGGGCUUGAGCCCUGUGAUUUUAGGACCAGAGCAUGGGGCUUCUGUCGUGGGGUGCCCAGAUUCAAGGCUCUGAGCAUUCUGCCCUGGGCUCCAGGCAGUCUAAUGCUGGCCCUGCUUCACGGCUCACAGACCCCAGUUGAGAAACACUGG